Molecule: messenger RNA, 858 nt
Organism: Saccharomycodes ludwigii
Lineage: Eukaryota; Fungi; Ascomycota; Saccharomycetes; Saccharomycodales; Saccharomycodaceae
Gene: MRPL9
Product: mitochondrial 54S ribosomal protein uL3m
Exons: 1
Coding region: 1-858 (285 amino acids)
Biological process (GO): translation
Cellular component (GO): mitochondrial large ribosomal subunit; ribosome
Molecular function (GO): structural constituent of ribosome
Source: RefSeq, a predicted model, not a curated record
AUGUGGGAAUUGUUAUCAAAAAGAGUAUUUUCUACAAGUGUCAAUACUGCAAACAAAGUCACAUCCGCAGUUACUACUACUGUUGUUCCUCGUGGCUCUUUAGUAGCUUCUUCUAUUGCUUUUGCUCAAACCAUAGCACCUAAAAAACCGUUGUUGCAUUCCAAUGUCGAAGCAAACAAAAGAAAACGUUUGCCCAAUAGAUGCGGUGCCAUAGCUUGUAAACAGGGUAUGAUUCCUUACUUUGAUUCCAAAACGGGUAAAAGAUUGGCAGCAACAGUUUUAGAAAUGAAUAAUGUUGAAGUGGUCAUGAAUAGAUAUUUGGAAACAAAUGGAUAUUAUGCCUGCCAAGUUGGCUACGGCAACAAGUCUCCUAAACAACUUCCUCGUCAAUUAUUGGGUCAUUUCAGUUCCAAAUUUGUCAAUCCAAAAUUAAAAGUUGUUGAAUUUAGAGUUAAAGAUCAAGACGGAUUAUUAAAGCCAACAACUUUAAUCAAACCAAGCUGGUUUAAAAAUGGUCAAUAUGUUGAUAUACAAAGCGUAAGUAAAGGUAAGGGAUUUGCUGGUGUUAUGAAAAGAUAUGGUUUCAAGGGACAAAAUGCCUCCCAUGGUAAUUCUUUAGCGCACAGACAUGGUGGUUCCUAUGGUCAGAAUCAAACGCCUGGUCGUGUUCUACCUGGGAAGAAGAUGCCUGGUCAUAUGGGUGUCGACACUGUUACCAUUCAAAAUGUUCAGGUAUUGAAGACUGACGACGAAUUAGGUAUAGUUUUGGUCAAAGGCUCCGUAGCUGGCCCAAGAGGCACAUUUGUUAAGCUUCAAGACGCCAUUAAGGUGGACCCAUUUAAAGAUGUUGUUGCAUAA